Neoarthrinium moseri is the source of this 1863-nucleotide messenger RNA. RefSeq lists its product as uncharacterized. The record is from RefSeq and is a predicted model, not a curated record. Lineage: Eukaryota; Fungi; Ascomycota; Sordariomycetes; Amphisphaeriales; Apiosporaceae. The transcript has 3 exons. Gene Ontology annotation, molecular function: oxidoreductase activity, acting on NAD(P)H; 2 iron, 2 sulfur cluster binding; flavin adenine dinucleotide binding. Gene Ontology annotation, cellular component: cytoplasm. The coding region runs from base 1 to 1863 and encodes 620 amino acids.
AUGAAUCUGAAUCCAGCAAGAGCUCUGUUCCGGCCCAGGAUCCUCCCAUUCUUGUCCAAGUCCGCUGUCCUGCCACGAGCCCCAUCCAUCGCCCACGUCCGAGCCAUGUCCGAGUACAAGCUCAAGAACGUGACGUCGCUGUCGCUGAAGCCCGGCGAGAAGCAGGAGGUCGAGGUCGAGGGCAUUGACGACGCCAAGGUCCUACUUGUCAACGCCGCCGGCAAGAUCCAGGCCAUCGGCCCCAAGUGCACACACUACGGCGCCCCUCUCGUCAAGGGCGUCUUGACCAAGUCUGGUCGCAUCACCUGUCCAUGGCACGGAGCGUGCUUCAGCGCGAAGACGGGCGAUGUCGAGGACGCACCCGCGCUGGACUCUCUGCCAGUCUUCAAGGUAGUUGAGAGGGAUGGUGCGAUUUUCAUCCAGGGCGAGGAGGCAACAAUCAAGGCGGGCCGCCGCAAACCCAACGUCAAAACUGCCGGUGUCGAGGCCACGAGCGACCGCGUCCUCGUCGUCGGUGGGGGCAGCGGUGCCAUCGGACUCAUCCAGACCCUGAGAGAAAGCGGUUACGGCGGCCGCGUCACCAUGAUCAGCAACGAAGGCAACCUGCCCCUCGACCGCACGAAGCUGUCCAAAGCUCUGAUUUCGGACGCCUCAAAAUUGGAGUGGAGAGACGAGGAGUGGUACAAGGGCGCCUCGGUUGAGGUGGUUCAGGACGAGGUCACCGACGUGGAUUUCUCCGCCAAGUCGGUCACGACCAAGGGCGCGGGCAAGUUCAGCUACAACAAGCUGGUUUUGGCCACUGGUGGCACGCCCAAGAACCUACCCCUGCAAGGCUUCAAGGUGCUGGGCAACAUAUUCCCUCUGCGGACCGUGAAGGACACCAAGGCCAUCAACGAGGCCAUCGGCGACAAGGGCAAGAAGAUCGUCAUUGUCGGAAGCAGUUUCAUCGGAAUGGAGGUUGCAAACGCCACCUCUAGCGAUAACUCCGUCACGGUCAUCGGCAUGGAGAGUGUGCCACUGGAACGAGUCCUCGGCAAGGAGGUCGGUGCUGGUCUGCAGAAGUCUUUGGAGGGCAAGGGUGUCAAGUUCCACAUGAGCGCGGGCGUGGACAAGGCCGAGCCCUCGGGCUCCGACCCCUCGAAAGUCGGCUCUGUCCUGCUCAAGGAUGGAACCAAGCUCGAAGCCGACUUGGUCAUCCUCGGUGUCGGUGUGUCACCUUCUACCGAGUAUCUGAGACAGAACAGCGUGGUCCGCCUGGAAGACGACGGAUCCCUGAAGACAGACGAGAACAUGUCCGUCGUGGGACUGAAGGAUGUCUACGCCAUUGGUGACAUUGCCUCGUUCCCCUACCACGGCCCGGGAGGCGAGGGCAAGUACGUUCGCAUCGAGCACUGGAAUGUGGCCCAGCAGUCAGGACGCGUGGUUGCGCGACAUGUCGUCAACCCGUCGCUCAAGCCCGAGAGAUUCACACCCAUCUUCUGGUCAGCCCUGGGCGCCCAACUGCGCUACUGUGGCAACACAUUGAACGGCUACGAUGAUUUGAUUGUUGACGGUAAGCCGGAGGAGAGCAACUUUGUGGCGUACUACACCAAGGGCGACAUUGUUGUCGCACUGGCCAGCAUGGGCCGUGAUCCCGUGAUGGUGCAGGCGGCCGAGCUGAUGAGACGCGACAAGAUGCCGUCCAAGAGCGAGAUCAAGGGCGGCUUGGAUAUUAUAACUUUGCUCAAACAUUUUGACUUUUAUGGCGCGGCGAAGCAACCACUGAGCAACUAUCUGGACCAAUUUUGGACUGGGACUAGGAGAGUCCAGGUAUCAUUCGACGAUAACAUUGCUUACAACAGUAACUUAAGGAAGACGGCUUGA